Messenger RNA from Cottoperca gobio, 1123 nucleotides. RefSeq names its product zinc finger and BTB domain containing 8 opposite strand (gene tslig1). Gene Ontology annotation, cellular component: tRNA-splicing ligase complex. The transcript is spliced from 8 exons. Bases 193 to 627 code for a protein of 144 amino acids. Lineage: Eukaryota; Metazoa; Chordata; Actinopteri; Perciformes; Bovichtidae. The record is from RefSeq and is a predicted model, not a curated record. Gene Ontology annotation, biological process: tRNA splicing, via endonucleolytic cleavage and ligation.
ACAUGCUACACACUGAAAUUUGUUUUGGUCAUCUUUUAAACAGUUGAACAAACUUACAGACACAAUGGACGACCGUGAGCUAGACCUGACAGAGGCACAGAAAGCUACCAAGUCAAAAUACCCGCCAAUCAACAAGAAGUAUGAAUAUGCCACUUUAAAGGGAUAGGCCACUGUCAAUCACCAAAUUUGGAGAUGCAUGAGUACUUCCUGGACAUGAAUGAUCUGGAUCAUACAGCAGAUGUACAAAUUCACUCCUGGGGAAACUCUCUAGAGGAAGCCUUCGAGCAGUGUGCCAUGGGCAUGUUUGGCUACAUGACGGACACUGAGACAGUGGAACCGCUUGAUACAGUUGAAGUGGAAUCUGAGGGUCAUGACAUGGAGUCUCUUCUUUUCCACUUCCUAGAUGACUGGUUAUACAAGUUUUGUGCAGAUCUCUUCUUUGUUCCCAGAGAGGUCAAAGUUUUGAACAUAGACAGAAUACACUUCAAGAUCCGCUCCAUUGGUUGGGGUGAAGAAUUCUCUCUGGUAAAGCAUCCACAGGGAACUGAGGUGAAGGCCAUCACCUACUCCGCAAUGCAGAUCCACGAUAAAGAAAAAGCAGAGAUAUUUACCAUCAUUGAUAUCUGACCAUACGUCCAGAUGCAGACCACACUCCUCCUGGUUCAAUGGAACUGGAAUAUCUACUUGGCCAAUUUAAGUGGCCUUUUACUUAAGGCUUGUUCAACUUGUUCAAAUUUGUUCAACUUGAUUUUCUACAUGUGAAGUGCACUGUUUAAUGGAGAAUUUCCCAACAUUUCUUGUUAUAAUGGGUGCAUACAGUACAGUGCAAGAGCUCUCUGAUAGAUUACAAAUUGGUGAUUUGACACUAAUAUUUUUAUAAUUUGCAUUAUUUCACAAAACCGUGGUAAUUUACUUAAAGCCACAAUUGAAAAGUAAAACAAUUUAUUCGGUCAUCCCAGUUUUGCUUGAAAUGCUUGUGCAAAUUCUUGUUCUUAUUUAUCACAAAAUUGAUUGUGUUGAUGCCUUUUUAAUAAUUGUAAAUAAAUCAACAGAUUAUUUAUUUUUUCUGCUGUGGGGUUGAUUAAAUGGUUACUGGUACUUAAAAUAAAAUCUUGCUUUUAAA